UUUCGAAGUUCCAUUGGCGGUCACACUACCUGUCUCCAUUUUUGCAAAGAUGUCCUUUAAGCCCAUUGAUCCGAAGCGCGAUGAGAUCCGGCGCUACCUGGAGCGCGGCAGCGUCCUGGACUCGCUGACCAAGAUCUUCAUACGCGUGAUUAAGGAGCGGCCCGAGAAUCCGAUGGAGUACAUCCGCAACCACAUCGGCGUGGUGCGCCACCAGCACGACAAGUACGAGCGCCUGCAGCAGGACCUGCAGCUGGCCAACGAGGAGAUCCAGCGGCUGCGUGGCAUCAUCAACAGCAUCAAUCCCGAGGUGCUCCAGGGCCACACGCCCUUGGUUUCCAGUGAGGUGGUUGUGGUGCCGGAGGUGCCGCAAGAAGAAGCCGUGGCAGAGCCCACUGAAGUGGUGGAGCCGCAGGAGAACGGGGAGAUCCAGAGCCCAGAGAAGCCUGGAGAAAGUGCAUCCGCCGUGGCCGAGGUAACAGCUGCCGUGGAGGCCUGCCAGAUUGAGGAGAACCCAGUGGCUGCUGCUCCUCCUCCUUCCAAUGUGGAUGCCCCUCAGCCCAGUUCAUCCGUCCAAGAAGAGGCCACCAGCUCCCAGGAGUAGAUCUCAUCACACUAAAAAGACAUCCCAUUAGAAACGCAUCCAUUUAGAACAAAUGUUAAGUAUUUUCCUAAAUGUAAAUGUAAAUAAAGCGAAAUGCAAAAAAAUAUGCCGA
Molecule: messenger RNA, 713 nt
Organism: Drosophila takahashii
Lineage: Eukaryota; Metazoa; Arthropoda; Insecta; Diptera; Drosophilidae
Product: c-Myc-binding protein homolog
Biological process (GO): regulation of DNA-templated transcription
Cellular component (GO): nucleus
Molecular function (GO): transcription coactivator activity
Source: RefSeq, a predicted model, not a curated record